AUGGGGCACGUACAACAAGAGGCUUUCGACAAGAUCAAAGAUUACCUUGUGCAACCCUCGAUUUUAUCACCUCCCUGUAGGAAUAGAUGUAUAAGAUUGUACAUAGUUGCGUUUGAUGUAACGUUAGGGAGCAUGUUGGCUCAGGAGGAUGAAAAUGGUGUCGAACGGGCCAUUUACUACCUUAGUAAACUUCUAAAUGAUGCAGAAACCAGAUAUAGUAUAGUCAAAAAAUUAUGCCUAUGUCUAUAUUUCUCUUGUACAAAACUAAAGCAUUAUAUAAAGCUAGUUGAUGUGUGUGGUUCGUCUCGUUUUGACGUUAUUAAGCAUAUGUUAUCUAAACCUAUCUUACAUAGUCGAAUUGGUAAAUGGGCUUUGGCUUUGACGAAAUAUUCUUUAACUUGUAUGCCUUUAAAGGUUGUUAAGGGACAAGUGGUAGCAGACUUUAUAGUCAACCACUCUAUAGUACAAAAUUCCUUAAACUAUAUGGAGUUGGAGCCUUGGAAGUUGUACUUCGAUGGUUCUACUCAUAAAGAUAGAACAGUCGUGGGGGAAACAAAGCUAGGUUAUGCUAAUAAAGAAAAAUUCGAGAUUCUAGAAAUGGAUUGUUUGGCAGACGAAGAUUGGAGAAAACCAAUAGGGGAAUAUUUAGAGAAUCCAACAAUAUCUAUUGAACGAAAAGUCAGGUAUCGAGAUUUAAUCUACGUUCUUAUAGGAAAUGAAUUAGUCAAAAAGACACCUCAAGGAGUCUUACUUAAAUGCCUUGGUGAAUCUGAGGCUAAUGGUCAGGUCGAAGCAGCAAAUAAGGUGGUAAUUGGGCUAAUUCAAAAUCAUGUGGGGAAGAAGCCAAGAAAUUGGCAUAAGACGUUAGACCAGAUUUUAUGGGCUUGUCGAACCUCCAUUAAAGAGGCUACAAAUGAUACGCCUUUCCGGCUAACAUAUGGUCACGAUGUUGUUUUGCCAAUCGAAAUCCACUUACAAUCAACAAGAAUUCAUAGGCAUCGUGAAAUUCCAUAUGAGUCUUAUUGGAAUAUGAUGUUAUAUGAAUUAGUCGAUUUAGACGAAGAAAAAUUAAGUGCCUUUGAAUUAUUAAAAAGGCAGAAAAAAAGAGUAGAAAAGUCUUAUAACAAAAGGGUUAAAGUUAAAUUAUUUUCGACUGGAGACUUAGUGUGGAAAGUGAGUUUACCCAUUGAUCGGAAAGAUAGAGCAUUUGGGAAAUGGUCCCCUAAAUGGGAAGGAUCAUUUCAAGUUACUCAAGUUUUUUCAAACGACGCAUAUGAAAUUGAAGAAUUAGUUAGAGAUCGAAAACUCUUGAAAGUAAAUGAGAAAUAUUUGAAGAAACAUAAGUGGUCGGAAAAAUAG
Lathyrus oleraceus (garden pea) is the source of this 1359-nucleotide messenger RNA. RefSeq lists its product as uncharacterized. NCBI's taxonomy places the organism in Eukaryota, Viridiplantae, Streptophyta, Magnoliopsida, Fabales, Fabaceae. The transcript is spliced from 3 exons. Bases 1 to 1359 code for a protein of 452 amino acids. The record is from RefSeq and is a predicted model, not a curated record. Gene Ontology annotation, molecular function: nucleic acid binding.